Molecule: messenger RNA, 1385 nt
Organism: Pezoporus flaviventris
Lineage: Eukaryota; Metazoa; Chordata; Aves; Psittaciformes; Psittacidae
Gene: PRRX2
Product: paired related homeobox 2
Exons: 4
Coding region: 66-809 (247 amino acids)
Biological process (GO): regulation of DNA-templated transcription
Molecular function (GO): DNA binding; DNA-binding transcription factor activity, RNA polymerase II-specific
Source: RefSeq, a predicted model, not a curated record
GGAGGGGAAGGGGGCCGGGAGCGGCCCGGCACCUCGGGGUGGGCUGCGGGCUGGGGGUGGGAGCCAUGGACUCGGCGCCAGCCUUCGCCAUGGACAAGCCGUUCGCCCCCAGCGCCGUGCGCGGCCCGGAGCCGCCCGAAAACGCUCAAAGCCGGAAAAACUUCAGCGUGAGCCAUCUCCUCGACCUGGAGGAGGUAGCGGCCGGUAUGAACGGGACCCCUCCGGCCGGUCCCCCGCCCGCCGGUGGCGGUAAGGCCGUGCCGGAGCCGUCGGGAGGCAGCAGCGGCAGCGAGGCAGCGCCCCAGGACGGAGAAAGCCUGAGCCCGAGCCGCGGGGCAGCCAAGAGGAAGAAGAAGCAGAGGAGGAACCGCACCACCUUCAACAGCAGCCAGCUGCAGGCUCUGGAGAGGGUCUUCGAGAGGACGCACUACCCCGAUGCCUUCGUGCGGGAGGAGCUGGCGAGAAGGGUCAACCUCAGUGAGGCGAGAGUCCAGGUCUGGUUUCAGAACCGAAGGGCCAAGUUCCGCCGUAACGAGAGGGCGAUGCUGGCCAACAGAUCAGCGUCGCUCCUCAAAUCCUACAGCCAAGAAGCAGCCAUCGAGCAGCCCAUGGCGCCACGGCCCACUGCACUGACCCCAGAGUAUCUGUCCUGGACCAGCUCCUCUCCAUACAGCACUGUGCCCUCCUACAGCUCCAGCGGGACCGCGACACCCACCCAAGGGGUGAACAUGGCCAACAGCAUCGCCAGCCUGCGCCUCAAAGCCAAAGAGUUCAGCCUCCAUCAGAACCAGGUGCCGACCGUGAACUGACCAGGGCAAAGCCCACCCCGUGGCCUCAUCCAGGAUACAGCGUGGAGCUCCUGUGCCGGUCCAGGACGAACCCAACCCACACGCCACUUGUCCAACGUCUCAGCACCUCUUCUCUCCUCUUCUCUUCCCUUUUGAAGGUAGAGUCAGUCCCAGGCCGAAGUGGCACAUAAUUAUAGCCACAUAUGGAGCAAACUUGGUUAGAAACUUGCUUUCCGCACACCCUUAUAAUAAAGGCUAUAUAUACACACACACAUACCCCCCACGCGCUCUUCGAGGACAAACAGACUUGCCAAGGGAACAAGAAUUUGCUUCCAAACAUGGAAGGAUCUUGGACUAUUGGAUUUGACCAAUUUGGGUAUCUUGCCCAGAGAGCCAAAGAGUUAUUGGGUCUUGUCCUCCCGCAGGGACAGUGUGCAGUGGUGGGAGGAUCAUGAACCCCCCUUUCCGCCAGGCUGCGACUCGUGAUGCUCAACCACACAUGCCGAAGCUGACCCGCGCAUUUGCCUCUUUGUGCUUGGGAAAGACUUUGGGGAAGCCAACAGCUCGUCCCUGCUGCAGCCAGCCCUUUGCAUCGUG